AUGGCUUCUUCCAGUCCCCUCGCCAGCCUGCUUGGCUGCCCCUCGAUUGACAGCUAUAUCUCCUCCUACAUGUCCUACUUCUUCCCAUGCUUCGCCCCCGAAAAGGGCACCACCAUCAACGGCGUCCCCUCAUUCCCAGACGAGAAAAGGAUCAGCCUACUCCACGUGCAGGACAUCAAGGCGCCCCGUCCGGCGGCGAUACAAGACGACGAUGUAGUUCGGCACCCGUACAGCAGCCCGGCCAUGGCGGCGCGGCAUUACCAACAGGGCGAGCUGCGGAAUAUGACGACCGAGCAGCUCAUCAGGCUGCAGCACGAGGCUGCGGAUGACCGUUGA
Molecule: messenger RNA, 336 nt
Organism: Clonostachys rhizophaga
Lineage: Eukaryota; Fungi; Ascomycota; Sordariomycetes; Hypocreales; Bionectriaceae
Source: the annotation of a GenBank genome assembly